Anguilla anguilla (European eel) is the source of this 3465-nucleotide messenger RNA. Its product is annotated as protein-glutamine gamma-glutamyltransferase 4-like. NCBI's taxonomy places the organism in Eukaryota, Metazoa, Chordata, Actinopteri, Anguilliformes, Anguillidae. The record is from RefSeq and is a predicted model, not a curated record. The coding region runs from base 845 to 2884 and encodes 679 amino acids. Gene Ontology annotation, biological process: peptide cross-linking. The transcript has 14 exons. Gene Ontology annotation, molecular function: protein-glutamine gamma-glutamyltransferase activity.
UAAUUGUUGCCAUAGAAUCCAUCCAUUUGGCAGAUUGCAGAGUUUAUUCUGUGAUGAUGGAGAGAAUUCAUGGACAGCUCCCUCCCUGGGUAAUGUAUAUACAGUAUGCCAAUAUGGCAUAAUGUGGGGCUGCCAGUCACAAUUGGCAAUGUCAUUUGGUGAGGAGCAAAUACCAGACAAAGGGAAACUUCAAUGCACUGAGAACAAGUGCUUAGUAAGUGGUGCCACUCAAAAGCCUCCAUCAUUUAACAUUCUUGUGUUUCUAUUAAGCUUCAUGCAUUAUUGGAGUCCCCAUUGUAAGUUUCCCUGUAUGUCUGGUGGACCUAUGAUAGACUGUUGUUCUAUCCAAAGGCAUAUGCUUUGGGCUUAAUGCCACAUCCUGGACAUCAGAGCUCAGAUCUCGAUAACACAUAGCUGAUAAAAUGAACAAUAAGGAUGUCAACCAAAUUUUAAUUUCUCAGGAAGUAGGUCUAUUGAUUUUCCCAGGUAAAAUAAACUCAAAUCACAGCGUACCAGGGUAAUAGAUAAGAGGGUAUGUUAUACACCCACUGGGCAUACAGAAAAGUCUUUGUUUAUUGAAACGUUCAAAUGCCAUGCCUUUCAUUCCAGCUAUGGAAUGAAAGGCACGGCAAUUCCAUCAAUAACAUUCUAUGAUUGCAUCAUGCGGUAUCUGUAUUUGCAUAAUGAAGGGGAAUUAUUUUGUCUGUCAGUGCCAGGAGAGUUUUUACCAUUUUUACAUUGGCCUCGUUCCAGCUAAUAAGGUAUUAAAGUAGUCGCCACCAAUGCAAGGGCUCACUGCUGAUAGGUACAUUGUGUCUUCUGGACCAAUUCUUAUGCAAGAAAAAUGUCUGAAACAGCUUUGAGAAUCAGUUCCCUUGACUACCUGAAGGAGCUCAAUACCAAGCUUCACCACACAUCGGACUACCUGACCACAGCUCUGACCGUACGGAGGGGGCAGAGCUUUAAGUUACGCCUGCAACUGAGCAGAGAGCUCAACCCCCAGGACCAGGUGGUGCUUCAGCUCAGCGUGGGUGAUCGCCCCCUGCAGGCCAAGGGGACACUCGUGCUGAUCCCAGCUCGGCAUGAGUCAGAAGCAGGGCAUUGGGGUGCCACCAUCAUCCACACGUCCCAGAACCAGUGCGAAGUUGAUGUGAGGACAGCCCCUAAUGCUAUUGUGGGAAAGUACUCCCUAAUGUUGAAGAUUGGUGAUGAUUAUACCUACCAACCGCAGCACAGUUACUUCUACCUGCUGUUCAACCCCUGGUGUAAAGAUGAUGAUGUGUACCUCCCUGAUGAAAACGCCUGUGGCGAGUAUGUGCUCAGUGAUAUGGGCUACCUCUAUGUUGGCCACAACACUGACAUCAAAGAAAGACCAUGGAACUUUGGCCAGUUUGAGGAGGGGGUGUUGGAGGCGUGUAUGGAGCUGCUGGAUAAGAGCAAGCUGGGCCAAACUGCCAGGAGUGACCCUGUGAGACUAUCCAGGGCCAUGUCUGCACUGGUGAACUCUAAUGAUGACCGUGGGGUCCUAAUGGGAAACUGGUCCGGGAAGUAUCUCCAGGGGACAUCCCCACUCAAUUGGACUGGCAGCUCAGCUAUCCUGCUUCAAUACAAGCAGAGCAAGGCCCCUGUCAAAUACGGGCAAUGCUGGGUGUUCUCCGGAGUCCUCACUACAGUGAUGCGCUGUCUGGGGAUCCCAGCCAGGAGUGUGACCAAUUUUAACUCCGCCCAUGACACAGACGGGAACCUGACCAUAGACAUCUACAUCAACAUGAAAGGAGAGCAGCUGGACAAAAUGACUUCUGACUCCAUCUGGAACUUCCAUGUGUGGAACGAUGUGUGGAUGAAACGCCCAGACCUGCCAGGAGGUUAUGAUGGUUGGCAGGCCCUGGAUGCUACUCCUCAGGAGGAAAGUGGAGGAAUCUACCAGUGUGGCCCAUGUCCUCUCAAGGCUAUAAAGAAUGGCGAGGUUCACCUGCCCUAUGACGCCAGGUUCGUCUUUGCUGAGGUGAACGCAGACCGUGUGCUGUGGAGGGUGGAAGGCCCUGGGCAUACUGCUACCAAGGUGAAGGCGCAGCAGAACGUUGUGGGGCUGAACAUCAGCACCAAGGCAGUGGGGCAGGAUCGCAGAGGGGACAUCACUCUGCUCUACAAGUUCGCUGAAGGCAGCAAAGAGGAAAGGAAGGCGAUGGAUAAAGCCUGUGCCAUUUGCUCUGAAGCUGGUCCCUCUGAGGAACCUCGCAACUUGCUGCUGGAGGUGAAGAGUUCUGGCCCUACCAGCCUGGGCUCUCCAAUCAGCUUCUCCAUCAAUCUCGAGAACCUGCUGCCGCGCCCACUCACUCUCACCCUCACAGCUGCUGCCCAGCUCCAGGCUUACAACGGCUCGACGAUUGCCACAGUGAAGAACAUGCAGCAGGAAGUGACUAUUGAGGCAACGAAAGGCACUUCUAUUCCAUUGAAAAUAGAGGUACAAGAGUACCUGCCUCAACUGUCAGAUGCAAAUGACAACCUGCACCUCCAUGUCACUGUUAUGGCUGAGUGUAAGGACCCCAGCUUUAUCUGCACUGAAAACACCAUCAUCAGCUUUGGGUAUCCUCCAAUUAAAGUGGAGCUUCCUGACACUGCCAAGCUUGGUAAAAAAUUCACUGGAACUUUCACAUUUAAGAACACUACGGGUGUUGCCAUGGACAACUGCAAACUCCUAGUUGAGGGCCUGGGCCUCUUCAAAUUGGCAACCUUCAACCAAGGGAAUAUUGCAGUUGGCAGGAUCUUCCGGUCAGAGAUACUGUGCACCCCAUACCGAACUGGAAGGCGGAAGAUUAUUGCCAAGAUCAUCUCUGACCAAAUCAGUGGGAUCACGGCUGAGGGGUUUGUUAAGGUGGAGUGAAAAAUCACAAGCAGGCUUGGUUUUAAAAGGUCAGAAUGAUAGGUAUGGUCUGGGGUGGAGGAAGGUGGGGAGAAGAGCUUCUAAAUAAUGAAGUAUGGUUGCUCACUAAUGGGAUAUAUAUGUAUUUGAUAGAGGGAAAUAUUUAUGUAGAAUAUAUUAUACAAAUGAGAACCCCAAAAUCUUUUUGGAUCAAUAAGAAAGUAGUAUGCAACACACAACACAGCAAUAUUACAGCAAGAUAAUGCUGCAAACACAAUUAGCUAAACCAAACAAUUGAGGAAACCAAAAAAUAUUUCAAAUGAGUAAGACAUGAUACAGUACACUAGUGUAUGUAUCAUGUUACCUCUUGUUCCCUGUAUGACUAUAUAAAAUCGACAGAGGGGUUUGACAUGACUUCAUAGUUUGUUGUGCAAGUCAGCCAUACAGACAGAUUCAUACUGUUGUUGUGUGUGGGGAUUUGCUGGUGCUUCUAUAUGUGUUUUCUUUCUAAAGAAACUCAGAUUUAGGUUAAGGUGAUGAUGAUAUUAUGAAAUGAUAAGGUGAAAAGGAAAGCGUGAAUUUAUAACCUGGGCUGUCUAAUC